Molecule: messenger RNA, 765 nt
Organism: Enhydra lutris kenyoni (northern sea otter)
Lineage: Eukaryota; Metazoa; Chordata; Mammalia; Carnivora; Mustelidae
Product: receptor accessory protein 2
Exons: 8
Coding region: 1-765 (254 amino acids)
Biological process (GO): endoplasmic reticulum tubular network organization
Cellular component (GO): endoplasmic reticulum membrane; cytoplasmic microtubule; endoplasmic reticulum tubular network
Molecular function (GO): microtubule binding; taste receptor binding
Source: RefSeq, a predicted model, not a curated record
AUGGUGUCCUGGAUCAUCUCCCGCCUGGUGGUGCUCAUCUUUGGCACCUUGUACCCAGCCUAUUCUUCCUACAAGGCCGUGAAGACAAAAAACGUGAAGGAAUAUGUGAAAUGGAUGAUGUACUGGAUCGUCUUUGCCUUCUUCACCACGGCUGAGACGCUCACGGAUAUUGUGCUUUCCUGGUUCCCCUUCUACUUUGAGCUCAAGAUCGCCUUUGUGAUAUGGCUGCUCUCCCCUUACACCAAGGGCUCCAGUGUGCUCUACCGCAAGUUCGUGCACCCUACACUGUCCAACAAGGAGAAGGAGAUCGACGAGUACAUCACCCAGGCCCGAGACAAGAGCUAUGAGACCAUGAUGAGGGUGGGCAAGAGGGGCCUGAACCUGGCUGCCAAUGCCGCGGUCACAGCUGCUGCCAAGGGCCAGGGGGUGCUAUCAGAGAAGCUCCGGAGCUUCAGCAUGCAGGACCUGACCCUGAUUCGGGAUGAUGAUGCGCUGCCCCUGCAGGGGCCUGACAGCCGGCUCCGAUCCAGCCCCGGCAGCCUCCUGGACACCAUCGAGGACUUAGGAGAUGACCCUGCACUGAGUUUAAGGUCUAGCACGAACCAGGCAGAUCCCCGAACAGAGACCUCUGAAGAUGAUAUGGGAGACAAGGCCCCUAAGCGGGUCAAACCCGUCAAAAAAGUGCCCAAAGCUGAGCCACUGGCUUCCAAGACACUGAAGACCCGGCCCAAGAAGAAGACCUCUGGCGGGGGUGACUUGGCUUGA